This is a messenger RNA of Myzus persicae (green peach aphid), 1207 nucleotides long. RefSeq lists its product as uncharacterized. Bases 60 to 1001 code for a protein of 313 amino acids. The transcript has 7 exons. NCBI's taxonomy places the organism in Eukaryota, Metazoa, Arthropoda, Insecta, Hemiptera, Aphididae. The record is from RefSeq and is a predicted model, not a curated record.
UGUUAAUUUAAACAAAUAAUUGUAAAUAUUUAAAUAGCUUUAUUAAGGUACAUAAGAAAAUGUUCUGGAAUGUGGUACAUUUUCUCCAAGAAAAUUCAGUAGAAGCUGUACCAAGUGAAUGGUACAAUGAUAAAUUAAAAAAGUGUGCUUGGCCAAAAGAUAGAUCUAAAAUCAAAAUGUACAUUGAAAAACAACGUCAAGUGAACACUUAUGAAUUUAAUUUUUAUGCUGCGAGGAUUUUAAAGGGCGGUGAAAAUAUUGAAACCUUGGUUGAAGCUCGUUCAAAAUCUAAAGAUGCACAAUUCAUAUCAGAAUUAUCUGAAGAUCAUAAUCAUGCUAUCAAGAAAAGAAAGAAAAAAAAAAGGUACGAUACAAAUGUCAUCUCCUCACCUGAAUCAAUGUCACCAGUUACUAAACAUUCAAGUGAUGAUGAUGAUUGUCCAACUUUAAAUACUUCAUUAGACUUGUUUUGCUCUUCAGAUCAUUCCCAAUCAUUUAUUUCUAAGCCUAUAUCAAGCAGUACUCAAAAAAGAACUAAUGGUGUGGAUAAAUUAAAAGAAAAAAAUUCUCAACAUAUGCAAAAUUCAAUGAAUAAUACUGCUAAUAUUAAUAUCUCAGAAUUUGCUGAUCAAGUUUUUUCAAAAAUGGAUUAUUUUUACAAACGAAUGUACAACUUUAUGGCUUUUAGCAAUACAGAAUUUCAAAAUUUAGCUCAAGGACAAGAAGAAAUAAAAAAAUUAAUCAACACUGCCAAUAUAAUUGCUACUGAGCAUUCAGAUGAUUUUGAACCAUAUUGUUGGCCUAUUUCUUCAUUUGAAGAGCUUGAGGAGAUAGAGAAUAAGCUUGGUGACAGAGAUUUUAAAAACAAACUUAUUUUACAGCUGGGUAGAAUUGGAGGAAAGACUGCUAAAGAAAUAAUAAAAAAAAUCAUGGCAACCAUAUUUUCAGAUGCUAUUCUAAAUCAAUACUCAUAUACUGGUUUCAAAGGAAAAACCAUUUAAUAAUCUUAUGGUGAACAGAGUUAUAUUUGAAACAGUCAGAAAAGAUAAACGGUUCUUCAAUAUAACAGACAAUGAAAUUGAACAAUAUUUAAAACAGUGGAUUUCUCAAGCUCCUUUCCGCGGAGAAUACGCUAAGAACAGAAAACUAAAGAAUAGAUUAACAUGUGAUAUAAAUAACACAAAUUAAUCUAUGUCUUAACUUUAUA